Molecule: messenger RNA, 547 nt
Organism: Bombus pascuorum
Lineage: Eukaryota; Metazoa; Arthropoda; Insecta; Hymenoptera; Apidae
Gene: RpL35
Product: large ribosomal subunit protein uL29
Exons: 3
Coding region: 128-499 (123 amino acids)
Biological process (GO): maturation of LSU-rRNA from tricistronic rRNA transcript (SSU-rRNA, 5.8S rRNA, LSU-rRNA); translation
Cellular component (GO): cytosolic large ribosomal subunit; ribosome
Molecular function (GO): structural constituent of ribosome; mRNA binding
Source: RefSeq, a predicted model, not a curated record
UACAGGAAAUACAGAGGACGCUAAGAUCGCAGUACGAUACUUAUUCACUAGAGACAUGUAAUGUCUCUUAUUGGUUCAUGAUCUUCUUCCUUGUUUCCUUUUUCCGUUGAAGAGGAAUAAUCGCAAGAUGGGUAAGGUUAAGUGUACUGAUCUGAGGACAAAAGACAAAAAUGAGUUGCUCAAGCAGCUGGAAGAGCUCAAAACUGAGUUGACAAAUCUUCGUGUGGCAAAAGUUACUGGUGGUGCUGCAUCUAAACUUUCGAAAAUCCGAGUGGUGAGGAAGGCAAUAGCUAGGGUAUACAUUAUUAUGCAUCAGAAACAGAAGGAAAACUUGCGUUUAUUGUAUAAAAAUCACAAGUACAAGCCUUUAGAUCUGAGGCCAAAGAAAACUAGAGCUCUUAGGAGAGCUUUGACGCCUUAUCAAGCUAACAAAAAGACUUUGAAAGAAAUCCGUAAACAAUUUGCUUUUCCUCCAAGGAAAUAUGCUUUAAAGGUGUAAAUUGCGAGGUACUACAGGAUAAAAUAAAGGUUUUUUAAAAAUUCAAAA